AUGGCUAAAAAUGGUGGCGAGGCAGUGGUUGUGUGCAGCGACAAGAGCAUGGGAAUAGGGAUAACUAUAUGGGGCAUAGACACGGGGGAUCGUCUUCUUCACAUACCAACCUGUGCUUCUGCUCCUCAUGGUCUUGUGUGCCUGAGAAACCAGUUCCUUGUAGCUUCUCAGAUUCACAAACAUGGCUCUGUUGGAGGAGGGGCCAUUUCUAUGUGGCCCUUGAACAAGCCUCAGCAGCCUAUCCGGAGCUACCCACUAGAGGCCAUUGGGCCACUUUCUUGCACAAAGGAUGGUGUAUAUCUUGCAGGUGGUGCUCUAUCUGGAAACGUUUACCUUUGGGAGGUUGCUAAUGGAAAAUUGCUCAAAACUUGGCGUGGACAUCAUAAAUCUUUGAACUGUAUGCUGUUUUCUGAUGACGGCUCUCUUCUCGUUUCUGCUUCAGAUGAUGGGAUGAUAUGUGUGUGGUCUAUGGUCGGUUUGCUGGACAUGGAAGAUUCUCAAAGCUUUCCCUCGUUAUUACAUUAUUCAAUGGAGCAUAAAUCCUCUAUAACUGGCCUGUUAACUACAUCAGGCAGUUCAAAUGUAGUCUUAAUAUCAAGCUCACUUGAUGGCUCAUGCAAGGUAUGGGAUUUAGUCUUGGGAAAACUUAUGCAAACUCAAGUUUAUCCGCUAGCGAUAACUGCAGUUGUUCUUCACCCAACGGAGCAUCUCUUUUUUUCUGGAAGUAUAGAUGGAAUAAUUUUUGUGAACAAACUUGAAAUCAGACUGGUAGAAAAUUCUUUGGCUGCUGCUGAAGAUGAAAAAGCUGUGAUAAAAGGACACAAGGGAGCUGUCACUGCAUUAACCUUCAGUCAAGCAGGUCUGGUAUCUGCAUCUGAGGACUGCACCAUCUGCAUCUGGGAUAUCACCAAUUGGGCAGUCAUCAGAAGAUUCGACCAUAAAAAAGGGGCUGUAACUAAUCUGGCAGUGAUUCCACAGUCCUCAUUGCUUUCUGUGUCAAACCAUCGGAGAGUUUCUAAUGCAUUUGGUGUUUCUUCGCUCAACAAGUAUCCACAGCCUCCCAACUCAUCCAAGGAGAAAAUCCCUCUUCUUUCAUCAUGCCACUUCCUCAAAAGAAACCACACCAAUCAUUCUGGCCAACAAAUAUAUGACACAGAGGAAGAAUUCAGUCCUGCAGCAAUGCAAAUGAAGUUGGAAACAAUCCUAGAGCACCGGAUGUGGGCAACAAGAAUGGCAAAACAUGUGAUGGAGAUGAACACGCAUUUGCAGACACGUUUGUUAGACUUGAUGCAGAGCGGAUUGCGGUCCACGUCUACUGAAAUUGAUUCACCUCCAACAAAAAAGAGAGAGACUCGCAUGUUUGAUGAGAGUCCCCCAUUUCAGGGAGAGGAGCAACCAUAA
Molecule: messenger RNA, 1401 nt
Organism: Prunus armeniaca (apricot)
Lineage: Eukaryota; Viridiplantae; Streptophyta; Magnoliopsida; Rosales; Rosaceae
Source: the annotation of a GenBank genome assembly